Messenger RNA from Cordyceps fumosorosea ARSEF 2679, 1125 nucleotides. Its product is annotated as Alpha/beta hydrolase fold-3. Bases 1 to 1125 code for a protein of 374 amino acids. The record is from RefSeq and is a predicted model, not a curated record. NCBI's taxonomy places the organism in Eukaryota, Fungi, Ascomycota, Sordariomycetes, Hypocreales, Cordycipitaceae. Gene Ontology annotation, molecular function: hydrolase activity. The transcript has a single exon.
AUGCCGCAGCCCCCCCGCCCGUGGCGCGCCACCCAGCCGCUCAAGGCGCUGUGCAUCACCUACUUCUACCUGUCCACGCCUCCAUGGCUCGUCUAUCUGCUCCUCAAGUUCGCCCUCAUCCGGGGCCUGCGCCCCAGCCCACACCUCAGCCUCAAGGCCAACGUCGGCAACCCGAUCGUGCGGUCCCUCUUCAACGUCAUGAGCCGCACGCGCUCUCCUCGCCUCGUCGCCGAGCGGCUUCCCAAGGACCCGACGCGCGUGACCGCCGUCGAAGUGCCGCCCGCCUCGCUCUUCACCGGCGUGCUCGCCUCCGACCCGGCCAUCCAGCCGGCGCCGCUCAACGCGCUCUGGUUCCCCCGCGCGCCGCCGCCCGAGACGGACCUCGCGGAGGAGACGGUGGUGCUGCACCUCCCCGGCGGGGCGUUCGUCGUCGAGGUCGGGCACGAGGCGUUUGGGCGGAAAGCCGCCGACGCGAUGCUCCACGGCCGGCAGUCGGGGACGACGCGCUUCGUGUGGGCGCAGUACCGACUGGCCAGCACGCCCGGCCACGCGUUCCCGGCGGCCAUCCAGGAUGCCGUGUCCUUUUACGCGCACGUGCUGUCGCUCGGGUACGCCCCCGGCAACGUGAUCCUCUCCGGGGACUCGGCGGGCGGCAACGCGGCGCUCGCGCUGCUACGCUACCUGCAUGCGACGCGGACGCUUCCCCUGCCGCGCGGCGUCCUGGCCUGGUCGCCGUGGGUCGCGGUGACGCCGCGCGCCGGGAUCGACUUCAUGGCGACCCCGGCGGCGCCGACGGACAUCAUCACGCCCGAGUUCCUGCAGUGGGGGGCUGACGCGUAUCCCCCGGCGGAGAUGGGGGAGGAGGUGGCGGGGUACGUCUCGCCGCUGGGCCGGCCGUUCCGCACGGAGGUGCCGGUGUUCUUGCACGCGGGCGCGGCGGAGGGCUUCUGCGCGGCGGUGAGGCGGUUCGCGGAGGAGAUGGAGGGGGUGAAUCCGGGGGCCAAGGUGCGGUAUCACGAGACGGCGCACGCGGUGCACGACUUGCUGCUGGUGUGGGAGGCGCAGGACAUGCGGACGGAGGUUGAGGCGGCGGUGAGGGAUGCGUGGGAGACGGUGGGUGCUUGA